This is a messenger RNA of Hyla sarda, 643 nucleotides long. Its product is annotated as probable E3 ubiquitin-protein ligase DTX2. NCBI's taxonomy places the organism in Eukaryota, Metazoa, Chordata, Amphibia, Anura, Hylidae. Bases 68 to 628 code for a protein of 186 amino acids. The record is from RefSeq and is a predicted model, not a curated record. Gene Ontology annotation, molecular function: zinc ion binding. The transcript is spliced from 5 exons.
CACUGGGAAACACUCUGUGACCAUCUCACCUGACCUUGGGAUCUCCUUUCAAGUGGAUUUGAGAAAUAUGGUGCAGAAGAAUAAAAAGAGUGGCUACCAACGACCUAUACGGCUUGCAGUAAAGGAGCAGGAUCAAUUUUUUGUAUGGCAGUGGCUGUCAGAUGAUGAAUCGUGGAUCUCCUAUGAUGCUAAAACAUCAAUCUUUCUGGAAACGGCACUUCACACGGACAGCAAGAUUGUGUCCCUUUCUCUUGGUGGCAAGCAUUAUACAAUUGAUCUCGGAGCCAUGGUGCAAAAAAAUACUCAAACGCAGUAUGAAAGACAGAUUCAGCGCUGCUUAUCUGUUGCUUUAGAUGCCUCAGCUGAUGAUGAUGAUGAUGACAGUAUUAGUAAUGGACCGUCUGCUGCAAAACGACUCAGAGGGAACAUGAGUAUUGAAAGUGGAGACAGUGAAUCAGAGGACAGCAAAGAGCACAUUAGAACCAUUGUCUUAAAGGGUAAGGCCCCCGUGGAUGCAGAAUGCUCCAGCAAGCUUGGAAAGCAUGGGGCGACUGAAGCAUGGCGCUGCCUUAUUCCCUCCCCAAACCUGCGAGCUAGGGGCAUUGUGCAUUGCUGGAUGGGCCGUUAACCUCUCCUCACCAAC